GCGCGAGCGUGUGUUUCUCGCGCGCGCUGAUUGGCUGUGUGCGGUGUCAGUGAUGUUAGCCUGUUAGCAUGCCGCUAGCGCUGGGGUUUGAACGUAAAGCAGCUCGCGGUGCCGUGCAGUGGUUUGUGUGAGGCCUAAAGCCGAGCUGCAGCGUCAGGACACUGAGGAUGAAAUCUGCAGCAUCGCAGCAGAAAGUGUUGAUUUACUGAGCAGCAGCAGCGCUGUGAGCUCGACACCAUGAUCAUAGAGAAUGUGGACGCGCUGAAGUCGUGGCUCGCUAAACUGCUGGAGCCGAUAUGUGAUGCUGACCCGUCUGCUUUGGCCAACUACGUUGUUGCUUUGGUGAAAAAAGACAAAUCUGAGAAAGAUCUGCGAGCGCUGUGUGCUGAUCAGCUGGACGUCUUCCUGCAGAAAGAAACCACUGGCUUUGUGGAGAAACUCUUUGAAUGUCUCACCACCAAAAACUACCUGGGAAAUCCACCUGUGAAAGAAAUUCCUAAAGAGGAGACGAAAGCUGCAGCUCCAAAACCUGCUGAAACAGAAGAGAUUUCACUCUGUCUUCAGGCGGGUCACGUGGAGGAUGAGAAGGAAGGCCGAAGGCGGCGAAGUCCACUGAGGAAUCGUUCAGACUUUAAUGAAACAAGGAUUCGGGACGAGCGGCGGAGAGACGAGCGCAGACGGCGGGAGCCUGAGCGCCACGGGAAGAGCAGCGAGAUGUACCGAGAGAGAGAACGGGAUCGAGAGAGGAACGAGCGGAGAAGAGCGAGCUCACGAGGCCGCAGUCGCAGCAGGAGUCGCAGUCGCAGCAGCAGCAGAGGGAAGAGCAGAGACCGAGAGCAGAGACGAGAACACAGAUCCAAAUUCGAGCAGGAGCGGAAGGAACCGGAACCGUACACUCCGUUAUCAGGUCCUUUGGGGAAACCUCAGCAGCAGCCGCCACAGCUCCCCCUGCUCCCGCUGCCCCACCCUCGCUCUCCGUUUCCCCCCUCGGGCAGUCCCAGCAUCCCCAGUGCCGUAACGGCUCACCUGCCUGACAGCACCACUGAGAGCUGGACCGCUUACUACUCCAACCAUGGCGAGGGCAAGAGCAGCACGCUGAAACACCGCUGCCGGGAUUACGACGAGAAAGGAUUCUGUGUCCGUGGUGACCUUUGUCCUUUUGACCAUGGCAACGACCCUCUGAUCGUGGAUGACGUCGCCCUGCCCACCAUGAUUCCCUUCCCUCCCCCCGGCAUGCCCCCUGUCCGCAUGCCUCUCCCCUUGCCCCCCAUGGCCGAACCCCUCCCAGUCAUGCCCAUGCCAAUCCCUCCCCACGGGCAGCCCCCGCCUCCAGGCAUCUACCCCAUGGCAGGACCGCCUCUAAUCCCAGCCAGUGGGAUAGAGACUCCACCCCAUGCACGGACGAGCACCUCCUCCCCUCUGGCUCCGCCUGGAGUAAACCCUCCUCCUCCACCACCUCCUCCUUCUUCCUCUGCUAUUUCUUCUGCUUCUCUACAUCCUCAGUACACUCUGUCUGAAUACAACUAUGAUCCUGAAGCGUAUAAUCCAGAAUCUCCGGCCAUCACCGGGGCGGGCCGAGCUCAGUACCGACAGUUUAUUCCUCGCAUUCAGACCCAGAGACCAAACUUGAUUGGUCUCACAUCAGGAGACACACAGGGCUCCCGAGCUGCUAAUAUCGUAAUCCAGACGGAGCCGUUGAUAACCAACACUUCGAGUGGUGAGGUGAGACAAGUCAUGGAGCUCGACAGCAGGAAGAGGUCAGUGGAGCCUGGAGACGGGCCUCAGGCCAAAAAGCCCUGGACAGACAAGCAAAAUUUCAACAAUCAGCACAAGCCGGCCUUCCCGAAGAAGUACCACUACAUCAACACCAAACUAGAAGUCCGCAAAAUUCCCCGAGAACUCAACAACAUAACUAAACUAAACGAACAUUUCAGCAAGUUUGGGACCAUCGUGAAUAUCCAGGUAGUGUUUGGUGGUGACCCAGAGGCGGCUCUGAUCCAGUAUACAGCUAACGAGGAGGCGAGGAGGGCGAUCUCCAGCACCGAAGCUGUGCUCAAUAACCGCUUUAUCAGAGUGUACUGGCACAGAGAGAACACGACACAGAACCAGGAACAGAACACCAACCAGAGCACCAGUCUCGGCUCACAGAUACCCCCUGUCCAUAAGGUCGUUAAUAAGCCACACACACCCGGGUCCUAUGUGCUGAAUAAAACCUUCCCAAAACAGCAGAGUGGCUCCGGAUCCAGACCUGCAGCCAGUCUUGACCCGCUCAGUCCUGCUCCAGAGUCCUCAUCAGCAGUCGCUCCUGCUUCUGCACUGCAGAAAGGGCUUUACUCCCGGACGGUGUUUAAACCCGUCCCAAAGGCACUGGGGAAAACAGCUAAAGCCAUCGAGGAUCAGGAUGUUCUGAAAAAGAAGCAGGAGGCGCUGAAGCUGCAGCAGGAUAUGAGGAAGAAGAAACGAGAGAUGCUGGAAAAGCAGAUUGAAUAUCAAAAAGUGUUGAUAAACCGUCUGGAGAAGAAUCGUGGGAUGAAGCCAGAGGAGCGAGCAAACAUUAUGAAGACUCUGAAGGAGCUCACGGAGAAGAUCUCUCAGCUGAAGAAUGAAAUCAGCAAUAGCAAUGUCUCCCAGUCUGCUGGCAGUGUCACUCAGCCCAAAACCAAAACCGAUGCACAGAAGGAGCUGCUGGAUGCAGAGUUGGACUUUCACAAAAAGUUGACCACAGGAGAGGACACUACAGACCUGAAGAGGAGACUGGGUCAGCUACAGGUUGAGGCGAAGCGGUUAGGGCUCUUACCCGGAGGCCGAGCGAAGCCACCACUGAGCACGAGCCGAGGUCGGGGGCGAGGCCGAGGGAGGAGCGGAAGAGGCAGAGGAGCCCCCAGCCAUAUGGUGGUAGAUCACAGACCUCGCACCAUUGCCAUCUUGGGAGUCACACAGGAGGAGAAAGAAGAGCUCAUGCCACACUUUGUGAAAUUUGGGGAGAUUGAAGAACUUCGUGAUCAAGAUGCUACCAGCGUCGUAAUGACGUUCAAGACUCGCGGUGAAGCAGAGAACGCUGCAAAUCAAGGGGCAAAGUUCAAAGGGCGGAUUCUACAAAUUUCAUGGUACAAACCCAAAACCCCAUCUGUCACCACUGAACCUGAAGAAGAGGAGUCAAAGGAAGAGGUUAAUGUGGAGUCAGUACGCUCUUUCUUGCUGCCAGAGGAGGAAGAGGAAGAUGAUGAUGAAGACGAUGAUUAUGAGAGUCGCUCAUGGAGGCGAUGAAAACGGAAGCCCAGACGUUAUUACUCUUUUUCAUUGUGUAAAGUAAAGCCUUUUUAAAAAGCUUAUUUAAGUCUGUAAAUGGUUUUUGUUUUUGAGACUGGUUUCCAGUAUUUUUAGAGUUUAACAAAAAAGGAUUACAGCGUGAUGCACAGCUGCUUUGUUUGGGACAGUCAAGAUGAAAUGUGAGGUGUUUAGAAGGAACACGUUUGUUUUACUCUAAACCCUCAGUGUAAUUUACUAAACUCUCACUUUUGCUGAGAUAGAAAUGGAGUUAACUUUAACUAAUUGAAUGAAUAUUGUUUCACUGUGAUCUGACGUCAGUAAUAUUUUUGUGACUACUGUGAAGAUUUUUGGAAUCUGUCCCAAAACAAGAAUGGUAAGAGAUCAUUAAUCCAGUACGAGCCCCAACAGUUUAAUUGUUAUUCUUCUAUCUUCCAGAUCUGUGGUGCCACUUGAUGUAAAUAUGAACUCGGUAGUGUGUGCGCACGCGCAAGAACAUGUUCAUGUUUUGUCUUUUCCUCCGAGUUGUUUAUUCAUCUGAAACCAAAAAGAGCUUUGGAUUGGAGUGUAACAGAAUACUAUUCUUUGCAAAGGAAAUGUUAAGAGGUGUUUUAAGUGUUAAUUUGUUUUAUAUAUAGAUUUUUUUUUUUUUGCCUUAAUCUAUCGGUGGACAGCUAACUUUUUACAAGAUCUAUGAUUUAUUUUUUUUUGUACAUUUUGUAAAUGGUUACAAUAGUAAUAACUGGUUGCUUUAAUUAUUUUAGCCAUUAGAAUGAAUGGCACAACAUUCAGAUCAUUCACUCACAAGAGUGCUUAGGUUUUUUUUUUUUUUUAACUUGUAAGAUAAAUUGCUGCAUAUAGAGAUUAGGACAUUUUAGGUAUUAGAAGUCAACUCUAUUUUGCUUUUUAAAAGUCUCAGAUUUAGGAUUGUCAGUAAAAUUUCGAGAGACAGGAUAAAUCUUGAUUGAACCUGUGCUCCUACACCAUGGUUGUGUAAAACGUUUACUGAAUUUGAACUUUGUUUAUAUAUUUGAGGCUUGAUGUAUUUCUUUUUUUCUGCUUGUAAAAACAGAUUUCAAACACUCGGUUACUUUAUUAAUAAAGGUAAAGGAAUGGGGGAAUUGAACAGAAGAAUUAAAAAAAAAAGUUACAUUGGCUCAAAUAUGAAAAAUACAACCACUAAAAAAGGAGGGGGGGGGAAAAUUUGAUAAUCCAUUCCAAGAAUAACCUUCUGAAA
Molecule: messenger RNA, 4504 nt
Organism: Neoarius graeffei (lesser salmon catfish)
Lineage: Eukaryota; Metazoa; Chordata; Actinopteri; Siluriformes; Ariidae
Gene: rbm27
Product: RNA binding motif protein 27
Exons: 21
Coding region: 238-3267 (1009 amino acids)
Biological process (GO): mRNA processing
Cellular component (GO): nucleus
Molecular function (GO): metal ion binding; RNA binding
Source: RefSeq, a predicted model, not a curated record